This is a messenger RNA of Diachasmimorpha longicaudata, 3207 nucleotides long. RefSeq lists its product as uncharacterized. The transcript is spliced from 6 exons. Lineage: Eukaryota; Metazoa; Arthropoda; Insecta; Hymenoptera; Braconidae. The coding region runs from base 142 to 1779 and encodes 545 amino acids. The record is from RefSeq and is a predicted model, not a curated record.
AACACAUGGAAAUAGAAACGCAAUUUUUUCUGUUAAAUAAUAAGCUAUAUGCAUCAUUCUGCAAAGUUAUCAGUUUAUAUGAAACUACUCGAAAACACCAGGUUCAAUUGUACGAAUCGUGAUUUUUUUUCAUAACCUAAAAUGUCGGAAACCUCACAUCCAUCUCGCGAUCCAAAAAAUCUCAGCGAACCAUUCGCAGUCAUCGAAUUUCUCGAGAAAAACGAAAAAGGGCUACCAUGCAUUGAUUUGGUGCCGAAAAAAUGGUUUAAUAGUGCAGAAGAAGACACCUGUAAAUUCCCACCGACAACUGAAUAUCAUCUACUUGACGACUACUUGGAAAAAUUGCACUCGCCCAAGGACUCUUGGCAAAGUUAUCCAUUUUGCUUCAUCACCGGAGCAGCUGAUUUGGAUCAGGGUCGCAGAAGAUUAAAAAAGGCCCAAGUAACUCUCAACUGUGAGACAACCGAUGGUGAAAAUGAUCGAAAGGGGGGGAGGUCCGAAACUUCCUCGAAAGCAAAAAUUUCAGCAAAACCCUUAACUGCAUCAAAGUCUCAACUAAACAACAUCUUUAGUACUAAAAUCCCGAUUCCACCUAGAAAUCAAACUCCAAAGUCUGGUAUACAAGCAAAACCAAAGACAAGAUUUCAAAGCAUUUACCAGAGUGGAUCUGACUCUGAAGACGAAAAUCAUGAUUGUCUUAUAGCUAAUCCUGAGGAGAUUCGAGCCUCAAAGGCUCAAAAUAAUUCUGGCUUUUUGCAAAUGUCGAGUAAAUCGCGAUCUGUACCAACAGGUGCAUGUUUAUCAUUUAAACAGCGGUCAAGGAAGAAUAUUACUUUGCUUAAAGACGUCGAAACUGAUGAAUCUGAGAGCAAUGAUUCCUCCGAUGGAAUUCUGCAGUCACCUACAAAAUCGAUGGACUCAGCGAGAAAUACAAGAAAAGAACUUCAUUUGACACCUCCUUCACCACUAGUCCAUAACGCUUCAGGUAACCGAAAAAGGCGUGCAUCGUCUACUACACGCGCUGAAGACGGAUUGAAUUCGAUUGUGAGCCCAGGAACUCCAAAAACUUCACGAUCAAUGAUGGUACCCCCUGCUAAGAUGCCAAAAAUGCUGGGACCACAAAACCAGUUGUCAUCUAGUCAUUAUGCUGAUAAUGAACGUCGAAUCCUGAACUCCCUUCGAGAUUACUUUGAUCAGCAAUUAGAUGAAAAGCUCGAAAAUUUAAGACGCAGGAUGGCUUACGAUUUAAAGCAGUCUAUGAAUGAGCUCAAGACCACAAUCAUUGGCACUAAUCUAGCCCCAGCUUCUGGUCCUAGCUUGCUUGAAAUACAGAAGCAGAUGUCUACGCCACUACUAUUUGAAAUGGAUGAUAAGUUCCAGGAAUACGAAGCGAUAUUGACAACGGACCCAAAUCUCGUAGAAACACUGCGAUUAUUCAUGAGAGUUUUGAUAAGCAAUAAAAAAGAGAUGAAAAUAUGUGUUUCCACUAUCCUAUCUGCGGUUCUGAGGAAGACAGUGUCACUGCACUAUUCUGGUUACGGAAAGGAAGCUGGCGGAAAGAAAAAGAAAAAUUUUUAUAACACUACAGUAUGCAAAGUACUGAUUGAUGUGAUAAUUGAGGUAAUAGGAUCCAGCACUGAUGAGAAGAAGAUAAUGUCAGAAGUAAGUACUUGGUUGUCACGUUCUGGCGAUCGAGAGGGUGGGCGUAAGGAACGACAACGCGGGUCAAGUCAUCAUAACGAGAAUAAUUCAGUUUGUUCCUUUGAUACCAAUCGAUAAUACUUCAUUUUUCCGGGAUAAAUGGAAUUGUAAAAUCACUGUGUUAAUAUGACUCCAUUAGUUCAUUUUCGUAAUUGUAUUAGUUGUGAUAUUCUUGAUAAAAGGUACGAUUAAUAGGAAAAGUUUAUAUUAUCAAUAUAUUUUUAUCGCGAGGCGUUUCAUUGGGCAGAAUAUAUAUUAAUAUAUGAAUAUUGUUUAGUAUUCGGCUGUCAUUGAAGUAUUAAUUAUAUUUAUUAUAUUUCUCCUGGCGAGGUCGGAAAUCCAGAAGAUGGAAAUAACAAUUGGAAAAUGUGAUGUAUCUUAGCAUAAUAAAGUAUUUUCUAUGUCAUUUCCUCAUAAGUUAGAUCACGGGAAUAAAUAUCCGUUGUUGGUUCAGGGAUUAAAUAUUAUGUCCAAAAGUUUAAAGGGAAAAAUAAUAAGUGGAUUUUUAAUUUUUAAGAAAAAUUCUAAUGAAAGUAAUUUCAGCCAUUGAGAGCUGUUUUCAGUAUUUGGUGAUUCAAGUCAAAUAAUAUUUAUAAGGUUGAAGUUUCACAAUCGGACUGCGUCCAUAUUCCCCAAAGAUUUCAAAUUUAAGGGUUGAAAUUAAUUAGUUAUAUGUAAUCCUAUCCAAGACUUUUUUAUAUUUCUAAGUUUGUUUGAAAGAGUGAAUAUAAUAAGCAAUAUUAUAUAGAACUAGCACACAAUCAAUGCAACUAAAUAUCAUUCUGUGUUCCGGAGUUGCAGAUGGAGAAGACAUUAUUGUAAAAAAAGGACGUCUUUCCGAGAUGAAAAAAUAAUUCUUAUCAGGAUAAUUCGUAUCAGCAAUUGUCUAUGGAUAUAAGAAUUAAUUCUUAUCAUCCAUAGCGGAAUAAAUUAUCCAUAAUAUUGCUAUUAUAAUGACUGUUUUCAUGCUUGAAUUGAAGCACGAUAAUUUAUCAAUUCUAAACUACUAAUUUAAAAAAUAACAUUGGUGCGUUAUUUUGUUGGAUAUUUUGUUAAUACAAUCUUCGAAUUCUGAAGACUGACUGCUAAUAUUAUUAGAUUGUAAGAGAGAGUUUAUUAAGACUUAAUAUGGUAUGUCGUAUUAAAUUUCGGAUUCAAAUGAUCUACGUAGAUUAUUUAUUUUAAAAGCGGAUGAAAAUAAUCCACAAAAGAUUUUUCUACAAUUUAUACCUGCAAUCAUUUUUUUGAGUUUUCAUAUUCUGUUCGCGGAAAAAUCUCAUAGUUGUGAUUAUCUUUCAUGAAAAUUGGAGAUACAAACACUGCAUAUCUUUAACUGUUCAACCAAAAUCGGAUGAAAACAUGUACUAUGUCGAUAGGAGGAAAAAAGUUUUUGAUUGGCUGAGUUUUUUUGUCAAUAGAUUUAAUAAAUUUAAAUAUAAGUUUUGUCACAUAAUAAAACUGUUUUCUGUAUAAUGUUGAAGGUAAUAAAUACAUGUCUGCUUAUCA